AUGGGGAACACACUGGGCGUUGAAUGCUCCUACAACCACGUCCGCCUGACGAGCAUUGUGGUGAAGGGGGAAAUGAGGAGUAACCACGAGGAGGCAAUGAAUGGUGCAAUCGGUGCAGACGCGCGUCGAGAAAAUUUCCCCUCGAGUGAGGACACUCAGCCUCAGGUGGGACAGCAACAACAAAUUUGUUCUCACAAGAUUGACCACAAUUGCAUCACCGGUGAAGGGUCUCGGUUUCAGUGCAAAUCGGAACCAUCUACCGAGCAUGGAGAGUACCUUCAAAUGCAGAAGGAUAUAUACGCUUACCUACUAACCAUACGGCACCUCAUUGUGGGCCAUGUGCACCUGCUUGUUCUGUACCACGAUAAAGCAAAAAAUCAGCACCUCCAAAUGGUGCCUUCAAAAAUGGGUACCCACUUGGAGGAACCAUUCUGUGCAUACGAGAAUUUCCUUGCGGCUCAAUCGUCGGGGGAAGGAGGAAAGAAGACAGACCCAGUACUGGAUGAACAGAUUGGCCAAAUUUAUUUCAUCACCAUAAAGGUGAGCAGUGUGGGUGAAGCUCUGGCCAAGUACCCACAGAAGACAUUCUCAAGGACAGUAAUAAAUCUCACCGGGAUGAGGAGUUCCUACAUUAGGAAACAACUUUUUAAGUUAAAAAAAAUGAACAACCUGUCCUAUCACGAAGAAGUAAAAUGCAUCAACAGCGCACUUCUUUUUUUGAACAAAUAUUACCCUGGUAGUUUGUACAAAUUUGUGCGGGAGGAGUGUAGUAUACAUGGGCAGGAAGAAAAUAAUAAUGGACUACGAGAAAAAUACCUGAGCCAAAUGGGACAAGCUCAUGAUACGUACCCUUACCUUCUCGUCAGUGUAAACAGAGGAAUCACUUACCAUUUGGUCAAUGCAAAUAAAGUUGUCACGCGCGUUGGCACAUGUUUCAUUUCGUACAAAAGUGCAGUAGGCUUGUUCUUUUUAAUAACAGGGAAACUCUCCUCCAUAGAAAAAAUUUGCCAGCUAGCGAAACGUGGGGACAGUAAAACAUUUGAUAUGUCCGUUGGGGACAUUUAUGGUACCUCUUAUGGCAACGCUGGGCUGAGCAGUGAUUUAACUGCCUCUUUCUUUGGUAGCGCGCAGCAUAUAGCUGAUGUGAAGGCGCUGUUUGGAGGUCCGCAGGUGCAAGGGGGGAACGCUGCCUUGGCCGCAGGCACCGACUGCGACUCGUUCGAUAGUGACCAGGUUAGUGACUGUGACAGCGAUAGUGAGCGCCAUUGCGACUACACCGGCACGGUGCAGAAGAGAUGCCCCGCGCAUGUUCCCCACGGGGGAGGCCUCACCAAGCGGACAAUACAACAUUGCAGGGCAAAACAUAUCCUUAUGGUGAGCAAGAAAUGCCAAAGUGACCCCGGCAUGGAGUCAAAGGUCUACUCACAAGUAGGCAGCUGUAGACGCCGCACAAGAAGUGAGCGUCUUCUGUUCGGUGACAAAUGGCACAGACACAUGUGUGCAAAGACAAGCAACUACUCAAAAUGUUAUGAACAAGUCAGGCGGAAGAAUGUCAACCUUGCAAAUGACUCUGUAGAACGUCACGCUGGACAAAUUGUCCAAUCACAUGUUAAGGGAAGCAAUGGGGAUGCUUACAAACGUGUUCAUACGAAGGUUGUGAGGGAGGUGGAGGAAGAAGAAGAGCCCAACAAAUACGAAUGUGACCUAUCCAAGUCGCUACUCUCAAUCGUUAUUUUUAACGCAGCCCAACAGGCCUACAUUCACAGCCAACUGUACAAUGUUAAGAACGUUUUUUUUUCGGGGUACCUCCUGGAAAAUGCGACCUGCGUGGAACUCAUGAAAGUCAUUGUGAAUUUUAUGUACCAUAAUGUGCAGCAGCUCCAUUUUUGCACGCUUUCUUCAUACAUGAGCAGUUUUGGCUGCGCUCUGCAAUGCUUACGUUGGGAGGAGGAGCCCGUCCCCUGUUGCUAA
Messenger RNA from Plasmodium fragile, 1971 nucleotides. RefSeq lists its product as uncharacterized. Lineage: Eukaryota; Apicomplexa; Aconoidasida; Haemosporida; Plasmodiidae. Gene Ontology annotation, molecular function: ATP binding; pantothenate kinase activity. Gene Ontology annotation, cellular component: nucleus; cytosol. The record is from RefSeq and is a predicted model, not a curated record. The coding region runs from base 1 to 1971 and encodes 656 amino acids. The transcript has a single exon. Gene Ontology annotation, biological process: coenzyme A biosynthetic process.